Molecule: messenger RNA, 2078 nt
Organism: Acipenser ruthenus (sterlet)
Lineage: Eukaryota; Metazoa; Chordata; Actinopteri; Acipenseriformes; Acipenseridae
Exons: 2
Coding region: 324-953 (209 amino acids)
Source: RefSeq, a predicted model, not a curated record
CUUACAGUUCAUGAGACCCAAUCAAGCGAAACACAGGACACUACAACCAGUAACAGGACUGAACUCCAACACAAAACACAACCCUUUCCAUUCAUAGACAAUUGGUCCUGGAGCAACAAGGAGGGUUUUGUGUUUGUUUUCCAGCUCUCAGGAAUUUAGUUCUUCUGUUUUCAGAGUUUUUGGCCUCGGUGGAAAUGCUCCAUUCACAAAAAAACUGCAACACAUGAACAAGUCUGGACUGUGGAAAGCACAAAACAAGUCAAUUCUGUGCAACUAGGAGGGGAGGGAGCACUCUCUGUGGUGAUGCAGCAGCAUCUUCAGCAAUGAGCUCUUACUACACGGGUGCCAGCCCUCUGCAUUACCAUCCCGGCGUGCUCAUGAGCACCAACCCUUACUGGCAGUGGAGGCCAGUGAGGGCAACGGGCCACGACCACCACUUCAUGCCCCCCAUCUACAGCAGCCGGCCCCUCACUCUGGUAUCGAAUGACUGGGGAGCGACGGGGGGCCAAGUGGAGUACCACCACUUCUACGGGUUUAACCCUUUCAGCACCAUGAAUCCUUACUUGUACUACCAAAGGCCGUACAUGUACCCUCCUGUCUACCAGGGCUGCGGCAGCAGCAUGCCUGAGCCUCAGAGCAGCGGAGGCUGGCCUGAGGGCUUCACCCUCAAAGGGGAGCUGCGCUGGGGGAAGCUGGAGAGGAUCAUCGGGGCCCGGAAGGAGGUUCCUGAAUUCGUGAAGGAUGACCUUCGCAGGGUCUACGGUACCUAUCCUAAAACAGACGUAAGCAUCACCUACCAGGGAGGGGAGUACCUGGUGAGGGGAGACCCCCGGGUGGGAGAGCAGGAGUACAAGCUGGAGAGGAAGGUCAUCCGCCAGCCAAGCAGCCCCGAAGGGGACAGCGUGAGCGAGAUCGUGGAGAGGAAAAAGAACAAAAAGAAGUCGAAGCGUUGACACACAGACAGUGUACCCAGAGGCUGCUGCCCCAGCUGUGGGGGUACUGUAUCGGUGCUGCAGACAUGCCACUCAACCCUAGCUCACACACAGGGGCUCCUUUCAGCAGCUCUUCAACUGACACAGUGAGCAGCAGCUGAAAGGACUAGGGCCCAACACAGAUUUCAAAAUAGUUUUGACAGAUUUAAGAUUUUUACCUUACGAGACCAUAUUGAAAAUAAUUCCAAGCGUUACAUGAAGCUGCACACUAACAUAAACAUUUUAUUUAGUGGCACUGUUCAUUUUGGUGAAAAAAUAUUUUUUGUGCAUCUAAAUUAUAGUCUAAAACAAUUAAAAUACAAAAUGUGUUUAUAAUCUGUUCCAUGUGAUUGGUGGUUAAUUGUUAAACUUGUAGUCUGACUGUGCUGUUCAUGUAUGGAGCUGCAUGCUCACAAUCAGUAGUAAUUAUUAGUAAAUGGUAACUAGAGUGGAGGUGAUUUGCAUGUGUUGAACUGUAUCCCAGUGCAGUGCCUGUAGCAGUGGCCAUGCACCUCACUAAUUCCUAUGGCACUUCAUCGACAUGCAUUUAACGAAGAGGGUUGAGAGCAGGGUUAUCUGUGCAAACAGAACACAACCCACAGGAAAUUAUAUAACAAACCUCGAACCUUGAGCUGCGGAGACACACACGGAUUACCCUGCUUUCCAGACACAACACGUCAGGCGUUUGCUGCUGUGAUUAUUUAUAUUAAAGGGAAGUGUAUCCCUUUCCAGAUUGCUGAUUAAACAGGUGCAGGAAACACAACUAUGAAGGUAGAGAGCGUGUGCACACACACAGUCUGAGGCACACAGCGUUCGUGUAUUGCAGUGCAGUAGUUGGGGUGCGUGUGCACACACACAGUGUUUGUGUAUUGUAGUGCAGUAGUGGUAAAGUCAGGAUGCUGCGGUGAAUAAGAUGUUUGCUGGUGGGUCGAGACAUCAAGAAUCCUGCACUGUCACUACAGCCCUGCAGCUGCAACUUUUAUCUGUGACUUCACACCAUAUUCACAAAGCCUGUCCUCUGCAGUUUUGCACCAUUCUGCGAUGUUACCAGUAUGCUGUUUCAUUUGAAAGAUAAAAGCUCUGUAACCCACAUGCAAUAAAACAGGU